AAGAUGGCGAGGUGCUAGGCAGAGCGAGUGGAUUUCCCUUCUGAUCAGUGGAUGAGGAGGGUAACCUGUGUCAAAAAUGGCUGAUAUAACCAAGACAGAAGAACAGGAAGUAGAGAAGAGUUUGGAUGAAGAAGCAGAGAAAAUGCCUCAUACUUCAGAGGCAGAUGUAGGUGUUGGUGGGGAAGGCAAUGAUGGUUCAUCUUUGGGUGCAGUACCCUCCACUGAAAGCGAAAAAGAAGUUGACAGUGGUAAUCAGGACGGCAGUGCAAAAAGGAAGAAUUUAGAUCCGGAAGAUGAACCUGAUAAAAGACUUCAGGCAGGCCAUGGGCAAGCUGUAGCUGCACAUUAUAAUGAGCUUCAAGAGGUUGGAUUGGAAAAACGCAGCCAGUCUCGCAUAUUCUACCUCCGAAACUUUAAUAAUUGGACAAAGAGUGUCCUCAUUGGUGAAUUCAUAGACCGGGUACGACGGAAGAAGAAUGAUAUUACUGUUUUGGAUCUAGGAUGUGGCAAAGGUGGAGACUUGCUGAAAUGGAAGAAAGGCAGAAUUAAAAAACUUGUUUGUACUGAUAUUGCUGACAUUUCUGUGCAGCAGUGCAAGCAGAGAUACGAAGACAUGAAAGCCCGAUGCCGUUACAACGAACAUAUUUUUGAUGCAGAGUUUAUACAGGCAGACAGUACCAAGGAUCUCUUGUCUUCCAAAUACAACGACCCAGAUAUGCGCUUUGACAUUUGCAGCUGUCAGUUUGUUUACCAUUACUCAUUUGAGACUUAUGAACAGGCUGACAUGAUGCUUAAAAAUGCUUGUGGCAACCUCUCUCCUGGAGGUUAUUUCAUUGGCACAACUCCAAACAGCUUUGAACUUGUAAAGAGACUUGAAGCUUCUGAAACAAAUUCCUUUGGCAAUGAUGUGUACAGUGUAAAAUUUGAAAAGAAGGGAGAGUAUCCCUUGUUUGGCUGCAAGUAUGAUUUUCACCUGGAAGAAGUGGUUGAUGUCCCUGAGUUCUUGGUUUACUUUCCAUUACUGGAAGAAAUGGCGAAGAAGCACGGUAUGAAAUUAGUCUACAAAAUGACAUUUCGGGAAUUCUAUGAAGAAAAAGUCAAGAACUAUGAGCAUAAAAUGUUGCUAAAGAGAAUGCAGGCCUUGGAGCCAUAUUCUGCAUCUGGUGAUUCCAGGCUUGUUUCUGAUAAACCUGACGAUUAUGAGCAUGCAAAAGAGUUCAUCAAAGAUAGCAAGGCAAAGUUACCAUUGGGAACCUUGAGUAAAUCUGAAUGGGAAGCAACAAGUAUUUACUUGGUAUUUGCAUUUGAGAAGCAGCAGUGAAACCUCAUGUACUGGAUGCAGCAAGAAGAGAUCAUAUCCAUGUGCAAGUUGGAAUGGUCAGAAAUCCAUUGUGGCAACUAUUUUUUUAUUUUUUAAUUUUUAGAAGUGUGCAGGACACUACCAAAACCAAGAGCAAGCUCAUGAUUCUGAGUUGCAUUGCCUGUCUGUGACAGAUGGACUCGUGUGUGUGUGUGUGUGUGUAUAUAAGAAAGAUUCUGAUCCAGUCUUUUUAAGCAUUUGUAAGCAAUCUGCAUGCUCCCCAAACCCAGCUUUGAAUGUGACACAACUUCAUGUUAGAAAUGUUUUGUUAGUAGGAGUAUGUUUGUGAUUACAAGCCUGACCCUGCACCUCCUGAAACUGAUGGGGAAAUAGUUGUUGAUGUUGGUAGUGCAGAAUGAGGGCCUCAAUGUUGUCACUGCAGAGCUCAGUUAGUUCAUCAUAAGACAUCCGCAGACCGUGUAGGGUAUGUCUACAUUGCAUGCAGAGCAAGUAACACCCAGGUCAGUCUUGAGUACCUCUGUGCUGUGCUCAAGCCUGCAGUGCAAAUCUACCUUAGUGGUAUCCAAGGUAUAGUUUAUGUGGUAAAGUCCCACAUGGUUCCGGGUUUGGUUUGUUUGUUUUUUUUUUGUGCUUGUUGAUAUGUAGUGUCUUUUCAUUGUGCUUUUAAGAUUAAA
This is a messenger RNA of Indicator indicator, 1995 nucleotides long. It is a transcript of the gene RNMT, whose product is annotated as RNA guanine-7 methyltransferase. The record is from RefSeq and is a predicted model, not a curated record. Bases 77 to 1321 code for a protein of 414 amino acids. Gene Ontology annotation, molecular function: mRNA 5'-cap (guanine-N7-)-methyltransferase activity. The transcript is spliced from 11 exons. Lineage: Eukaryota; Metazoa; Chordata; Aves; Piciformes; Indicatoridae. Gene Ontology annotation, cellular component: nucleus. Gene Ontology annotation, biological process: 7-methylguanosine mRNA capping.